UACACUGCAGUGUCCAUUUAUAAUGGAAGGGACAUCGCACUUCUCCAUUUGUCGACCCCCUUGACCUUCAACACCAACAUCCAGCCGAUCUGCUAUCCAGAAUCAGACAACGUUCUGGGAACAGCCAUUUCCACUUGUGACCAGAAGAUUUACGGUUGGGGCAGAACCGAUGUCAACGAUACAGUUCCGACCACUAUCUUGCAGAAGCUGGAUGUCACUCUUACCGAGUCCACCACCGCUUGUUCGAACUUGACCGAUGGGAGAGUCAUUUGUGUGAAGGGAGAUCCUCCAUCCAGCUCAACCUGUAGCGGAGACAGUGGUGGACCUCUGGUGGUCCGAUAUGGCGGCCGAGCCUUCGUGACUGGAAUUGACUCGUACAAGUCGCACCGAUCGCCGACAAUUUGUGGGACUGGGUAUUCCGGCUACACGAGAACUGCAACAUUUUCCCCUUGGGUCGCUGGCUAUAUUAACGCCUGAAUCUCCGUUAUGUCACCAGCUGUGAAUUUCAGUAUUUGAAAUGCCGAAAUCUGCACUUUCCCUACUAUAUUCUCCUCUAAAAUAAUUUAUCCAUAGGGAUUCAAGGAAUUCUCUGCAUAAUUCCCUGCAGAAUUUCCCAAUUGAAGGAUGUAUAGAAAGGGCUUCAUCAUUGUGGAUAUCGCUUCUAGGGAAUCUUCUAAUCAUGUGUCCGCAGGGUAUUUCAGUUCGGGAUCACACCUUCGAAUUCACACUGUGCCAUCACCACACACACGGCCAUAUUUCUAGGCAUGUUACACAUUUACUUCGCAAAUUAUGGGCACUGUCCUGUGUUCACUCAUCGAAGCACUUUUCUUUCACAACUUAAAUGCACAUUUUCGGGAAAAUCGUAACAUAUAUUCACAUUCCCAUUGCAAACAUUGAAAAAAUAUCAUUGCACAUCACGUUUUUCCUGAAGAAGUUACUAAGAAAAUAAAAAAGGCU
Molecule: messenger RNA, 957 nt
Organism: Darwinula stevensoni
Lineage: Eukaryota; Metazoa; Arthropoda; Ostracoda; Podocopida; Darwinulidae
Source: the annotation of a GenBank genome assembly